AUGACGUCGAACGACGGGUGGCUGGUUAUGGUAAUAUGGGGAACCACGAUUAUGACGACUCAUUUGAUUUUAUCGAGUAGCAAGUUGUUCUAUUUGGUGGGAAAUGAAGAAAAGAGUGGAGUAGCCAUGAUUCGCCACCUUAAACUAUUCGUCACCCUUUUUACCCUUCUCCUCCCCACUUGGGCAAUCCAAAUUAGAGACCACUCCUCAUGUGAAUCCGAGUCCAGUUCAGCAUCCUCAUCAUCAGAAGAACAUCAUGGUGGACACCAUCCACAUCGUCCUCGUACCACCACACCUAAGCCACGCCCACACUGCGAGGAGGGAUGGUACACAUCGUAUCGGCCACAGGGGAUAUGGUGUAUGAAGAUUGGAAUAGCCCACCUAACAUAUCACCAGUCUCAAUCCCAGUGUCAAACACUCGGAGGAGUCCUGUCUGGAAUUCAAAACGACGCUGAAAGACAAUAUAUGGUGAAUGAGACAGUCAGACAGCUCAUUCCCACUGGUAUCACAAUUGCUGGCCUAUGGCUGGGAGCAUCUCAUAAUGCGGGCACACGAACGUUUCGAUGGAAUGAUGGAAAUACGCAGGGCGUUGAGGGAUUCUUUUAUGGACCUGGACAACCGAAUAAUGGGAAUGGCGAUCCGAGAGGACCACAAAACUGUCUUCAAUUGAUUGUGAUGACACCUGCCUACUGGUCGGCACCUAACAAAUGGGCUCCAUUCACCAGCACCAUUGAUGACUAUUGGUGUCAUAUGGCUCAUGAUCCACCGACGAGAUUGUAUGUGUGUGGAAAGCGUGGACCACCGGAUGUCACUAUUGGAUGA
Molecule: messenger RNA, 822 nt
Organism: Caenorhabditis remanei
Lineage: Eukaryota; Metazoa; Nematoda; Chromadorea; Rhabditida; Rhabditidae
Exons: 4
Coding region: 1-822 (273 amino acids)
Source: RefSeq, a predicted model, not a curated record